GCAACUCUGUCCCCUUCACACUCGUUCAGUAGCUCUGUCGCGCAACUCUUCUCCUGCAAUUUCACAAAAUCUUUCCUCUCCACUCUCACUCGUCAUUCAAUAUGUUCUUCUCCAAAUCUAUCUUGGUUGCUCUUAUCAGUGUCGCCGCUGUGGCGGCUAGGGUUCCGUCCCCUUCCUUCCCUGACUUGAUUGGAAGCAAGUCUGUUUACAUCACGGAUGACUCCACUCUCUCCGGCGGCAGCAGCUUCACUCCGGCCCCUACCGUUACUACCGCCACCAUUAUUCAGACUACUGAGAACCUCGGAGACGCUGGGCCGAUUAUGCCUGCGCACACCCCCCAUCCGUGAGUAUCUCUUUCCCAUCCUGUCUCAAUGCCAUGAUGAUUGACAAAUCAUUUGACUGAUAGGACCUAUAUCAACAGUUCUGUGAUUCUCACUGGGACUGUUACCGGCACCAUGGGUUCUCCGGGAAAUUCCAGUACCUCGCUUUCCCCCUCUCCAUUCCUAUAAAAACAAGACUAAUACCCAUCACAGAGAAUAUCUCCAAGACCAUGUCCAUCACUGGGUCCUCCACUAGGUUCCCCCUCAUGCCAAUUGUCACCGUCAACGGGACCAAGCCCACCGGGACAGCUACUCCGAGCAACGGUACCAACCGCACCACCACUAGUGCGACACUCACUCCAAUUCCCACCUCGUUGGGAUUGACUGUUACCCCCUACGGAGCCGCCUUCCUGGCCUUUCUGGUUGGUUUCGUUGUGAUGGGAUUGUAGAACUGGCUUGGUGGAGGCAAUUCUUUUUCUCUCAUUCAUUUGUAUCGUUUUUCUCGACCUGUUUGUGCAUCUCACGAGAUUCCAUGGGGAGGCUAGAAUGGGAGAACGGGGAAAAUUCUCUUGUCAGUUGAUGUCAUAACAACAAAUCAAAAUGUUCUUAUAACAAUGA
Tuber aestivum (summer truffle) is the source of this 938-nucleotide messenger RNA. NCBI's taxonomy places the organism in Eukaryota, Fungi, Ascomycota, Pezizomycetes, Pezizales, Tuberaceae. The record is from the annotation of a GenBank genome assembly.